Messenger RNA from Spinacia oleracea (spinach), 1348 nucleotides. RefSeq names its product SAP-like protein BP-73. Gene Ontology annotation, biological process: DNA-templated transcription termination. The record is from RefSeq and is a predicted model, not a curated record. Lineage: Eukaryota; Viridiplantae; Streptophyta; Magnoliopsida; Caryophyllales; Amaranthaceae. The transcript has 4 exons. The coding region runs from base 264 to 1040 and encodes 258 amino acids.
AAAAACAUUUAGAUUUGGAGGAGUAAAGAUAAAACCUUUAAAUCAACAAUUUAGGAGGAUUGAGCUUUUGCACGCAGUGGAGAAUCUGAUCCCCUGAGAAUGGAUGCAACAGCUUUCUCUCUCCUCAGCAAUCCCACAUCGUUGUUUCUGGGAGGGAAUGUCAUCAAAAUUCUUUUGCUUCACACAGAAAAUAACUCAGGGAUAGUAUGAAGUUACAAGGGUAUGACAUGGAGAAAUUAAUUAGGUGCUAAAAUAAGGGGGUGAUGGUUAUUCAGACUUGGUCGAAGAGAGGGUCAGAGGGGAUAGGCAUCCUCUUACUACCAUUUAAGAGCUUGUUAUAUUUGGCAGAGACUGUAUGCAGAUUAAUGCCUGUUGCAUCCUGCAAGACACCAUCAUUUCAGCAUAAAAACUCAAGCAUCAAAGCUUACACAGCUAAUAGGGGAAGUAGUCCUUUGUUAAAAGAAAGUGUCCUGGGAAGAGCAUUUAAAGAUGAUGAGUUUAGCACACGUUCAACAUCUGACGGCAAGUCCUCAAGAAGUGAUAACUUAAAGGCGUUGUUUAAACGCAUACAGGUCGAAAUAUCUCAAGGGGACUCAAGAAGCGGAAAAUAUAGCAAGAGUUCCAAAGCAUCAAUUAAUGGUGAUUUAUCUGUUGAAACAUCUGUUCUCGAAUUCCUUCAGCGAUCAGAAAGGGAAAAGAAAGUUGAGGAUUCAAUGUUGAAACGUAGUGAAGAAUCCAAUCACAAGAAAAAAACAACGAAUAAGGAGAACUCGAUACCUAUCCCAGAAUCUGCAGCUCCUCUGUUUUCUCGUCCACCUUCCAACUUUGUGAAGAAGUCUCCGAUUCCGUCCACAACACCGCUGAGAAGCAAAGAAAUCGAAGUGACUAAUAGAGAGGAGUUGAGCUUAGAAGCUGACAAAGAGUCUUCUGAAAUUGAAGGAAUGAAGCUCAUUGAGCUCAAAGAGCUCGCCAAAAAAAGGGGUAUCAAAGGCUAUUCCAAACUAAAGAAGAGUGACCUUGUAGAACUGUUAAAGUCCUAGGUAAAUGUCUAAACUGUCUCUUAUGGUUGAUAUCCUAGCAAUUACUAGCUUUUGGUAACCACUGAAAAGGUGGGGAAGGGGGGUUUAAAUUUCAAUCUGAUGCUGAUAAACAUUCAUCAUUCUUGGUUUCCUUAUAUCUGGUUUUUUUUUCUGUUCAGAAAGUGUCACUGUCAUGCACCUUUUGCUAGACAAAAUAUCGGCUCUCGGUUAAUGAGCCUUACACCUACCCUUCUACUUGACAAUGUAUUCCUGUGACGAUGUGCAUUUCUUGAUAUGACAAAGUUGACUUUGAUGCUGAUUAGCAUUCA